Penicillium brasilianum is the source of this 1245-nucleotide messenger RNA. The record is from the annotation of a GenBank genome assembly. Lineage: Eukaryota; Fungi; Ascomycota; Eurotiomycetes; Eurotiales; Aspergillaceae.
CCAUCAACUCUACAACUCAGAUCCACAGCUCAACAGCUCCUACAACAUGGCGCAGUCAAAUAUUAACGUCCUACUCUCUUCUUUCCCGGGCCUUUCACUCCCAUCCACCCUCUCAUUUGCGCUUCCCUCCACAGCGACCUUGUCAGAUCUGACAGACAAAGUCGCCUCAUAUCUGCCGACCUCGCUUUCUCUGGAACGUCUCAUUCUCACAACUACCAAUAACAAGCAAAUCUUCGCGUCUCCUACUCCUCUUCAUUCUUUGAUCACUCGCGACAAUGGUGCCGUCACUACUCUCCUUCCCAUCCGCCUCUCGGCGCCGCUGUGCGGUGGUAAGGGUGGUUUCGGAUCCCAACUUCGUGCCGCGGGUGGGCGCAUGGCCAGCAAGCGCAAGCGCAACCAGGGCGACAACAACAGUUCGAGCCGUAAUCUCGAUGGCCGCCGUUUGCGGACCGUCAAUGAGGCCAAAGCACUUGCCGAGUAUCUCGCGGUCAAGCCUGAAAUGGACAAGCAAGAGAAGGAAGAACGCCGCCGCCGGUGGCAGGCUGUGGUAGAGAUGGCCGAGAAGCGCCAGGAUGAGAUUAAAAAUGGUGGUGGAAAGCAAAAGAUCGAUGGUCAAUGGAUGGACGACAAGGAGGAGAUGAAUGAAAAGGCACGUGAAGCGGUUCUUCUUGCAAUGAAGGACGGCGCAUGGACGGACAACCUACGUGACGCAAUUCUGGGUGGAUCAAGCACCAGUGCUAGUGAGGGUAGCGAGUAUGGAUCCUCAUCCGACUCUGAGGGCGAGGACGAGGAAGAAAACAAUGGCGCAUCUUCAAGUUCUGCGGCGGCUUCCACAACGGUACAAAAGCCGGCACCUCGCCGUUUCAUCGGGUUUGAUGACGAUGAUGACGAGUUUAUGAGUGAUUCCGAGGAGGAGGAGGCGAAGGAAAGCGACCCCAGGGGCAAGGGCAAAGCCCGCGCUUGAAUUGAUAUCGACGGAAUUCUGGCUUAUGUUUAACGAUGGCGUUUUUACUUCAAAAGGGUUACCGAGUGCAUUGGUUUAAGCGAAUAUUUCUGUGUCAAUAGUCUAUCAAUAAUUUUUUCCUUUUAACGCCUGGUUAUUUUAGGCCAGAACUGACUCCAAAUUGUGUCGUUAAGAUGUCUUUCUCCUGGCUAGACCGUUCAUGGAAGAGACAUUCAGUGACUUUCGCGAGCAAACGUCAAUCAAACAACCUAGUCAACUUCCCAAGAUAAAACAAGCUUGAG